This is a messenger RNA of Balaenoptera ricei (Rice's whale), 909 nucleotides long. RefSeq names its product CMRF35-like molecule 8. The record is from RefSeq and is a predicted model, not a curated record. Gene Ontology annotation, molecular function: transmembrane signaling receptor activity. The transcript has 7 exons. Gene Ontology annotation, cellular component: plasma membrane. Lineage: Eukaryota; Metazoa; Chordata; Mammalia; Artiodactyla; Balaenopteridae. Bases 1 to 909 code for a protein of 302 amino acids.
AUGGCCUGGUGGUACCAGGCCACGUGGCUGCCCCCAGCUCUGCUGCUUCUCUGGAUCCCAGGCUGUUUGUCCCUGAGUGGCCCCAGCAGAGUGACAGGCGUCGUGGGGGGAUCCCUGAGCGUGGAGUGUCGAUACGCGGAGAAAUACAGAGACAACAGCAAAUACUGGUGCAAAGCCCCAUGUUUGUUAUUGUGGAAGAUUGUGGAGACCAAAGCGUCAGAGAGAGAAGUGAUGAGGGGCCACGUGUCCAUCAGGGACCAUCCUGCAAACCUCACCUUCACAGUGACCUUGGAGAGCCUCAGAGAGGACAAUGCAGGAACGUACGAGUGUGGGAUCACGGUACCAUUUUCACUUGACCCCACCGUCCACGUUGUGGUGUCUGUGUUCCCAGCAGCAGUGUCAACCCACCCUACUACUGUGGCCGAGACCUCGACAACCACAAUCAAUAUUUCAACCAUGUCGUUCACCACCCUGGCCAUAGCGAGUCCCACCUACAGCGCCAGCAACGAGGAGGAAGCCAUGCAGGGGUGGGGGCUCCAAGUGCCGCUGGCCUUGUUGGCACUUCUGCUGCUUCUGUUGGCGGGCAUCUCACUGCUGGCCUGGAGAAUGGUUCAGAGACGGAUCAAAGCUGGUGAGAAUCCAGAGCCUCACCAGAACCCCAGUCAGGCUGCUGAACAGAGUGAACCCUGCUAUGAGAAUCUAGAGCUGCAGAUGUGGCCCCCUCUGGAACAGCCCGUUAGACCCACCCAGGAGGAGGUGGAAUACAGCAACUUGGGGCUCCUCAGUGAAAACCUUCACUACAUCUCCGUGGUAUUUGAUUCCCGAAGCCAGGAUUCUAAGACGGACAGAAUUCCCUCCCAGAAGCCCCAGACGCAGGAGCCAGUAUACAGCAUGGUUAAGAAGACAUAA